GGGAGGGCGGUGUGUGGUCGGCCGCCGCUCGGCAGCGCUCAGCACCUGAGUGACUGACUUCUGCCUACCACCCCUGGGAGGUCCAGGGAACCACGUAAUGAUGGCUUUGCAUCUGUCCACCGCACCCCACGUGACCAUCCAUUCUUGGAAGGCCCAGGUGACCUUCGAGGAUGUGGCUGUACUUCUCUCCCAGGAGGAGUGGGGAUGUCUGGGCCCUGCUCAGAGGGGCCUCUACAGGGAUGUGAUGCUGGAAACCUACAGGAACCUGGUCUCCCUGGGAGCUGGACCUGCAGGUCCCAAGCCUGGGGUGAUCACACAGUUGGAGCAAGGGGAUGAGCCAUGGGUCCUGAACACGCAGGGUGCCAAGGGGACAGAGCAGCUGGGAGUCGAUGGCUCAGUUUAUGGGACCAGGACUGAGUAUAAGGAGUUGACCUCAGGGGAGAUGCUUGAUGGGGCAGAACUGGACCAACUCAGGGGAGCUGUUGCCCAGGGACCUGAGCCAAUACAAGCCUGUACCCAUGUUGAGGAGCCAGAGGAGAUCCAGGACAAGAGAGUUCCCAGGCCAGUCACAAUGACCAACAGGAAGAGCAGCCAGGAGUAUGGUGGAAGAAUCAGCUUGGGAUUAAGUCCUGUCCCUGAUCACAGACCUCACAAAUGCGAUAUAUGUGAACAAAGUUUUGAACAGAGAUCAUAUCUCAAUAACCAUAAGCGUGUACACAGGUCAGAAAAAACAAAUAUAGUUCAUGAUUCUGGGAAAAUCUUCAGUGCACAUUUAGUAGCUAAAGAAGAUCAGAAAAUUCCUAUUGGGAAAAAACUGCAUUAUUGUGGUUACUGUAGGAAAGCCUUCAGGUACAGUGCUAACCUUAUCAAGCACCAGCGGCUUCACAGUGAAGAGAAGCCCUACAAGUGUGACGAGUGUGAGAAAUCCUUCAGUCAGAGCUGUGAGUUCAUCAAUCACCAAAGGAUGCACUCAGGGGAGAUCCCCUACCGGUGUGACGAGUGCGGAAAGACGUUCAACCGGAGACCCAACCUCAUGAAACAUCAGAGAAUUCACACUGGGGAGAAGCCCUACAAGUGCACUGAGUGUGGGAAGCACUUCAGUGCCUACUCUUCCCUUAUUUAUCACCAGCGAAUCCACACUGGAGAGAAACCCUACAAGUGCAGUGACUGUGGGAAAGCCUUCAGUGACAGCUCAAUCCUUAUCCGCCAUCGUCGGACCCACACUGGAGAGAAGCCAUUUGAGUGUAAGGAAUGUGGCAAAGGCUUUACCCAAAGUUCUAACCUUAUCCAACACCAGAGAAUUCACACUGGAGAGAAACCCUAUAAAUGUAAUGAAUGUGAGAAAGCCUUCAUCCAAAAAACCAAACUUGUUGAACAUCAGAGAAGCCACACGGGAGAGAAGCCCUAUGAAUGCAAUGACUGUGGCAAAGUGUUCAGCCAGAGUACACACCUCAUCCAGCACCAGAGGAUCCACACGGGGGAGAAGCCCUACCAGUGCAGCGAGUGCAGGAAGGCCUUCCACAACAGCUCCAGACUCAUCCAUCACCAGAGGUCGCACCACGGAGAGAAGCCGUACCAGUGCAGCGAUUGCAAGAAGGCCUUCAGCCAGGGCACUUACCUCACCCAGCACCAGCGGAUUCACACUGGGGAGAAGCCCUACAAGUGCAGCGAGUGUGGGAAGGCAUUCCGGCACAGCUCCAACGUGUUCCAGCAUCAGAGGAUCCACCUCCGGGAAGACUUCUCCACAUGAUGCUGGAGGCCUAUGAGUUCUACCAUGCACUUCCCACAACCUACCCACCCCGUUAUUUAUUGGCCACACAGUGUUGUCACAGGUGAAAGAUAUUUCUGUCUAAUUAAAAAAAAACAACUCUUAAACCAAAAGCAGUGCACACUUAUUUUGGAGAAACUGAGAAAGGCAAGCAAAGGGGGAGAGGUUUCUGUAAUCUCUCCUUCUUAGAAAAAGAACUGAUUUAGUGUGUUUCUUCUCAGACACACUGAAGAUCACUUUGAGAGGUGUAAAAAAAAUU
Messenger RNA from Molossus molossus (Pallas's mastiff bat), 2027 nucleotides. RefSeq names its product zinc finger protein 34 (gene ZNF34). Gene Ontology annotation, biological process: regulation of DNA-templated transcription. NCBI's taxonomy places the organism in Eukaryota, Metazoa, Chordata, Mammalia, Chiroptera, Molossidae. The record is from RefSeq and is a predicted model, not a curated record. The transcript has 5 exons. Bases 98 to 1750 code for a protein of 550 amino acids.